Hydra vulgaris (swiftwater hydra) is the source of this 2530-nucleotide messenger RNA. Its product is annotated as heat shock protein HSP 90-alpha. Gene Ontology annotation, molecular function: ATP binding; ATP-dependent protein folding chaperone; ATP hydrolysis activity. Gene Ontology annotation, biological process: cellular response to heat; protein stabilization; protein folding. Lineage: Eukaryota; Metazoa; Cnidaria; Hydrozoa; Anthoathecata; Hydridae. The record is from RefSeq and is a predicted model, not a curated record. Gene Ontology annotation, cellular component: cytosol; protein-containing complex; plasma membrane.
CCUAUAAAUUCUACCUGUCUGUAACCUUUUGCAGAUCAAGUAAUUCUUCAAACUUGUAGAGUUCUUUAACACGACUUCUUGCGAAAUAAGCUAUACAUUAAAAAAUGGUUGAAGGUGGUGAAAUUGAAACUUUCGCUUUUCAAGCAGAGAUAGCUCAGCUAAUGAGCUUGAUUAUUAACACGUUUUACUCUAACAAAGAAAUUUAUCUGCGAGAGUUGAUUUCUAAUGCUUCAGAUGCGUUAGACAAAAUCCGUUACUUAUCACUAACCGAUCCGACUGUUUUGGAUUCUGGAAGUGAAUUAAAGAUCGACAUUAUACCAAACAAGGAGGAAAAAACCAUCACUAUUUUUGACACCGGUAUUGGUAUGACAAAAGCAGAUCUUGUUAACAAUCUCGGCACUAUUGCUAAAUCAGGUACAAAAGCAUUUAUGGAAGCUCUUCAAGCUGGAGCAGAUAUAUCCAUGAUUAGACAGUUUGGUGUCGGGUUCUAUUCAGCAUAUCUUGUUGCUGAUAAAGUGGAAGUGAUAACAAAAAACAAUGAUGAUGAGCAAUAUAUAUGGGUUUCUUCUGCUGGUGGCUCAUUUACUGUACAAAGAGACACAGUCAAUGAACCACUUGGUAGAGGAACAAAAAUUAUACUGCACAUGAAAGAAGAUCAGCUAGAUUUUUCCGAAGAAAAAAAAGUAAAAGAUAUCAUUAAAAAACACAGUCAGUUUAUUGGAUAUCCAAUCAAUUUGAGAGUUCAGAAAACUAGAGACAAGGAGGUUUCUGAUGACGAAGCUGAAGAUGAAGAGAAAAAAGAUAAAUCUGAAGAAAAAAUGGAGGAUGAAGAUGAAGAUGAACCUAAAAUAGAAGAUGUUGGUGAUGAUGCAGAAGCUGAGAAAAAAGACAAAAAGAAAAAAAAGAAAAUAAAGGAAAACUAUACUGAAAUGGAACAACUCAACAAAACUAAACCGCUGUGGACUAGAAACCCAGAUGAUAUUAGCUCUGAAGAGUAUGCUGAUUUUUACAAAAGUUUGACUAAUGAUUGGGAAGAGCAUCUUGCAGUAAAGCACUUCUCUGUUGAAGGCCAACUUGAAUUCAGAGCAAUCUUAUUUGUUCCUAAAAGGGCUCCAUUUGACUUGUUUGAAAAUAAAAAACAAAAAAAUUCAAUUAAAUUAUUUGUCAGAAGAGUUUUUAUAAUGGAAAAUUGUGAGGAAGUGAUGCCUGAAUGGCUUAACUUUGUUAAAGGUGUGGUUGACUCUGAGGAUUUGCCUCUUAAUAUUUCCAGAGAAAUGUUGCAACAGAGUAAAAUAUUAAAAGUCAUUCGUAAGAACCUUGUAAAAAAAUGCUUAGAACUUUUUGUUGAGAUUUCAGAGGAUAAAGAUAAUUAUAAAAAGUUUUAUGAACAAUUUAGUAAAAACAUUAAGCUAGGUAUACAUGAGGACUCGCAAAAUCGUUCUAAAGUUGCUGAUUUAUUGAGAUAUCAUUCUUCAGCAUCUGGUGAUGAUAUGACAUCCCUAAAAGACUAUGUUUCUCGUAUGAAAGAGAAUCAAAAAGACAUUUACUAUAUAACUGGAGAAAGCAAGGAAAUUGUUUCAACUUCUGCUUUUGUUGAGAAAGUUAAAAAGAAAGGUUUUGAAGUUCUAUAUCUUAUUGACCCAAUAGAUGAGUAUGCUGUUCAACAACUUAAAGAAUAUGAUGGUAAAAAAUUAGUUUGUGUUACUAAAGAGGGAUUAGAAUUGCCAGUUAGUGAUGAUGAGAAGAAAAAACAAGAAGAGUUAAAAGCUAGUUUUGAGGAGCUAUGCAAGGUUAUAAAAGAUAUAUUAGAUAAACGUGUUGAAAAAGUCACUGUCUCUAAUCGCUUGGUUGAUUCACCAUGUUGCAUUGUUACUAGUACUUAUGGAUGGUCAGCAAAUAUGGAAAGAAUUAUGAAAGCGCAAGCUCUUCGUGACACAAGUACAAUGGGUUACAUGGCAGCUAAAAAGCAUCUUGAAAUAAAUCCAGAGCAUAGUAUAAUGGUUGCCCUUAAAAAGAAAGUUGAUGCAGAUAAAAAUGAUAAAUCAAUAAAAGACUUGAUUGUUUUGUUAUAUGAAACAUCACUUCUGUCGUCAGGUUUUUCGCUUGAGGAUCCUCAAAAUCAUGCUGCUCGCAUUCAUCGUAUGGUCAAACUUGGUCUAGGUGUCGAUGAAGAUGAAAGUGCCGUAGAGGAAAUGGCAACAGACGAUGUGCCACCUCUCGAAGGUGAUUCGGAAAAAGACGAAGAUAAAGCUAGAAUGGAAGAGGUCGACUAAAACGCUAUGUUCUGCAAAAUGUAAUUUCAACGUGUGGUGUAUCCAAAUGGUCCCCUAUUUUUUGUACAGUUUUUAGUUAACCCGUAGGUGAGAUUCAAUUUAUUGGUUUCACGUGUAAAUAAAUCACUAAAAUAGAAUUUUUAAUUAGAAGACCUAUAAACCAAUAAAUCAACCUGUAUCUAAAUUGUAUCUAAUUGUAAUCUUGUAUCUAUAUUGUAAUGUAAAAAUCUAAAACGAAAGAUAUUUUUAUAAACUAA